Molecule: messenger RNA, 1164 nt
Organism: Diceros bicornis minor
Lineage: Eukaryota; Metazoa; Chordata; Mammalia; Perissodactyla; Rhinocerotidae
Product: myomegalin-like
Exons: 7
Coding region: 13-1056 (347 amino acids)
Source: RefSeq, a predicted model, not a curated record
GGGAGAACUUCAAUGGCGUCUGUGUCAGCACGCCCACACCAGUCCACAAUGAUGGCCGCCGCCAAUGUCCCAGUCCCUGGAGAGGUCUCACCCUUCACCGAGAUGCACUCAGGGCCUAUUAGGAAAUAUCAUUUCUUGAUCCAAGAUCAGGCUCAGGAGUUGACCCACCUGCGGCAGCAGAUAAAGAUGGGGAGAGCUGUCUCUUCCCGUCUCAUCCAGCAUGUCAAGAACACAGUGAAGACCUUUGAAGAGCUCCUCAGCAGCAAUAAAAUUGACCACUACAUGGAGCAGCACUUCCGUGAGCAGCUGGCCAAGGGAAGCCAGCUGGCAGAGAGCCUCGCCAGCAAAUUCAGCACAGAUGACUGUAUAAGUAAGAAGAAUCAAUCAGCACAGACGCAGCGGACCCUCUGUCUCUUAAGGGAGAUGCAUGGGAUGGGUAAAGGGGCAGAAGUCCAAGAGACCAAGCAGGAUGCCCAGGCUCAGACUCAGCCCCAGAUCCACUCCAGCAGCCAUGUCCAGACCGCCGUCCAUCGCUCCCCCAGCAGCACUUCCCUUCUGCUUGGUGAGCAGGAAGUGCGCCCUGCAGUGGAUGUGGCCAAUGUCACCCCAGCCAAUCCUGCUGAUUCAGCUUCAUUGCCCAGCAACCAUUCAGAAGCCAGAUGUGCCCAGACCUUCUAUCCUCUGAGUGGCACCACACAGCUGAGCAGGACACCAGACCGUGGGCACCAUGGCAGCAGUGGCUCAUGGGACGAGAUGAGGCCUCAGAAAAUGAAUGCAUCAGGGAACCUAUCCUCCUUCUCUUCUUUGUACCGGCCCAACUCCAAGCCCUCUGGGGCUGACCUGCUGGAAAAGAAUCUUGUUGAGAUCCACAGCCUGCGCCAGCGCCUGGAGGAGUCUGUCUGCAUCAAUGACCGCCUGCGGGAGAGGCUGGAACACGUGCUCAGCAAUGCUGACCAAGGAAAAAGCACUGCACAGUCAGCUCUAGACGUCUCCCUCGCAACUCCUCAUUCAUGCGCUCAGAGUCACUCUUCUGGUUUUGGUCAGAACAUCUUGUGACAUGAUGCCUGGAGGGUCUAGAGAAAUGUUCUCCAGAACUCUUCCAGCCCUAUUCAACAGCAUUCUUGGGUAUAUACUUGGAGGCAUCAGACAUUACCUUUAAUUGAA